AUGAUCGAUCAGUUCAACAUCCAUCAGUCUGUGCCUCUGAAUGGGGAAAUAUCGUAUGAGGAACUCAGUGCGGCCUGCGGACUCCCCGUUGACCCCCUACGCCGUGUCCUCCGCCAUGCCAUGCUCAAUCACCUGUUCCGUGAACCUAACCCCGGAUACGUCGCCCACUCCGAUGCAUCCUCAGUGUUCGUCACCGAUGCCAAAAUGGCCGCAUGGUUGGGCCAUAACUACGACGAGGUGUUUCGCUGUCUACAUGCUGUUCCCGACGCGAUUCGAAACCAUCCCACAUCCGCGGACCCUGGACAUACUCCCUGUGGGGUAGUGUUCAACCAGCCAAAGGGCUUCUUUGCUGGAUUAUUGCAGGACCAGCCAUGGAGAGCAUCGAGAUUUGAACAGUCAAUGCAGGCUGUCACGCAGGGGAGCCAUGAUGCCUCUCAUAUCGUGCGCGGAUAUGACUGGGGACAAUAUGGGAACGGCCUUGUCGUCGAUGUGGGCGGCUCGUCAGGGUUCCAGAGUGUUGCGAUUGCCGAAUGCUUUCCGAACCUGCGCUUCGUGAUCCAGGAUAUUGAAGACCAUAGCAAGAUUUUGCUAGAGAAUCGGACCGCCGCCGGGUUGUCGUCGGACAUGCAGUUCCAAGUCCAUGACUUUUUCCAUCCAAACCCACAGACUACAGCCGACGUUUAUCUACUGCGCCAUAUCAUUCACGACUGGGGUGAUGACUACGCGAGUAAGAUCCUGUGGAACAUCGCCUCAGUUAUGAAGCCGACUGCGCGGAUCAUCGUCGUUGAUAUUGUGAUCCCCGAGCCUGGUACCUUACCCUGGCAGGCACACCGAAUGAUCAGGUCUAUGGAUCUUCAAAUGAUGGUUAUGGUAAAUGGCAAAGAGCGGACCAAACAAGAUUGGAGGAAGCUUCUGGCCAACUCCAACUCCAAAUUAAACAUACUCAGUAUCUCUCAGCCCCCGUAUAGCGUUGCGAGUAUAAUCGAAAUUGGGUUAGUACACUAG
Aspergillus ochraceoroseus IBT 24754 is the source of this 1005-nucleotide messenger RNA. RefSeq lists its product as uncharacterized. Gene Ontology annotation, molecular function: O-methyltransferase activity. NCBI's taxonomy places the organism in Eukaryota, Fungi, Ascomycota, Eurotiomycetes, Eurotiales, Aspergillaceae. The transcript is spliced from 3 exons. The record is from RefSeq and is a predicted model, not a curated record. The coding region runs from base 1 to 1005 and encodes 334 amino acids.